Messenger RNA from Papilio polytes (common Mormon), 3590 nucleotides. RefSeq lists its product as uncharacterized. The transcript is spliced from 5 exons. Gene Ontology annotation, cellular component: AP-1 adaptor complex; trans-Golgi network membrane. NCBI's taxonomy places the organism in Eukaryota, Metazoa, Arthropoda, Insecta, Lepidoptera, Papilionidae. The record is from RefSeq and is a predicted model, not a curated record. Gene Ontology annotation, molecular function: clathrin binding. Gene Ontology annotation, biological process: intracellular transport. The coding region runs from base 180 to 3287 and encodes 1035 amino acids.
UUGACAGAAGUACUGUCAAUACUGUCAAUUAAAAUGAACAGCUGUCCACUUUUUGAAAAUAUCUAAUUUAUUAUGUGGCGUAAUAAGGUUUAGUAUUUAAUGUUUAUACCAUUGCGAAUCUUCAAAUGUAUGUAACAUUUUCAUAUAUAUAAAUUAGUGGUGCAGUGGUCUGGGCAAGUAUGUCGCUUCCUCCUCUUGUUUGCAACACUCCUCCACCACCCGAUCAGUGUGAAGAUGACAAAGACCCUGAAGAUUUUGAUAUGAAUUACAAUUUAUCACAGGAUGAUGAUGAAGAUAGUAAUAGUUAUGAUUAUCAAACAUAUUCAAAUUAUAAUAUGUAUGAUACAAAUAAGCCAGUAAAUAUUGAAGACAGUGCCUGGUCUAUAAAUAUUGCUAAUAAUUUGAAUAGUGUCUUAACAGAACAGAUUUCUACAGUGGAAGAUAAAAAGACUGAGCACAUAACACCUAUCAUAAAUGAUUUAAAUGAUAAAUUAACUUUGGAAGAUGUUGCUGUUGAAGAUUUGAAUUUAGAAAUAAGUCAAGAACAACUAAAUCCUCAAAUCAUUAAUGAAAAUAGUGAUGCUGAUAGCAGUGAUUAUAAUUAUUCACCAGAUGAAAAAGUUUCCGGUGAAAAAUCAAUUACCAAUUGUGAUAUUGUUGAAACAGAUAUUGUAAUAAUACAAAGUGACAAUAUUUGUACAACAGAAACACCAGAAAACUCUUCAGCUAAUGAUGUUGAAGAUUCAGAACAAAUGUCUAAAACAUAUGACCUACGGGAUGAUGAGUUUAAUGAUUUUCACUCAAAUUUGGAUGCAAAGAGUAAAGAAGCAGAGGUUCAAAUUCAAUCAGAAAAUGAACUCAAUAUAGAAAAUGAAAUAGAAAACUUAGAAGGGAAUGUAGCAGUUGAUGAUUUUGGUGAUUUUGAUGAAUUCCAGUUUGCUAACAAUGACAAUGUUUCAACUGUUGUUGAAAAUGUUGAAAAUCCAUGGACAAAUGAAACUCCAAGCAAUGAUUUUGGUGACUUCAAAGCAAACUUUGAUGAUAAUCAUGAAGUUUUACAUGUAGAUGAUAAAAAUUUAGAUGUUAUCAAUGAUCACAAAGAUAUUUGUGUAACCAAUGAAAUUAAUGAUGAUGGUGAUGAUUUUGGAGAUUUCGAUGAUUUUAAAUCCUGUACAAAAUCUGCUGUGAAAGAUGAUUCUGAUACUCAAAUAGAUCAACAUGUACCUGUAAUAGAUUUCCAUUCAUCUGAAAACGAAAAUCAAGUAUUAGAAAGUAUUAACAAUAUUUUUUCUACAAUAUUCGAAGAAGAGAUAUCAGAACCUGAAUCUGAGUUUAUUGGAAGAUUAGAAUCAGUUCUUAAUGAGACUUGGGGCCAUUUAGUUGACACAGAUGUAAGGCAACCCUAUAUGGUGAAUUGGAAUAAUUCAUUAGGACAGAAAAGUCUGCUGAAAGCGCUUUGUAUAGAUUCAAGAAAUAUCUUAUUUGGACCUAAAUGGAAUUACAAUAUGCCAAAAUAUGCAGUUAAUCUGAGUGCGGCACCCCUUCAGCCACAGAAGCAAGUGUCAACUUUACCUAAUGUGGAAAAUCCUUCUGAAAAAUCUAUAAAUAAAGAAAGUGAUACUUGGGUGGACCCUUUCUCAUCAAAUGGACAAGAAUUCACAUACGCUGAGACCCUCCUACUAGACCUUGAACACCUAAUGGCUACCUUAGAUCAAAUGGCUCACAAACAUUCCACACUCAAAAUUUCAGAAUUACUCUCACAUGCUUGCAACAACACUGAAAACGAUGUCUCGACUACGGAAACAACUACAACUGAUUUGGAAGUUUUUGAAAAAGUCAUGUCUGCGAAACUGGAUAAAGUGUAUCCAACAUCAUUAAAUGUUCAGCCUUUACGUCAAAUCAGUUUACCAGAUACACAUAUAUUCACACCAUCGGACUCGGAAACACCGAGAUCCAAAACUAUACACUACGAUACUGUCGCACCAGUUUUAUUAAAUCAGCCUGUCACCAAUGUGUCUCCAUCAGUAAUCACAGCUGAUGAAACCUCUCCUAAAUUAGAAGACGACGAUUAUUGGGAAUUUCAGGAUUUCAAAAGUACAACAGAAAAUGUUCAACCACCAAAAGAAGAUUCCAAUUCUAAUACAGUGUCAGAUGAAAGUAAUGCAGGGAAUUCUAAAAAUUUAAUACCAACUGGUGCCUCUUAUCAACCGCAAUUAUUACAGCCUAUAAAACUCGAGCCACUCGUGCCUACAUUAAAUUGGCCGGACCCUGGUGAAGUUAAAGAAACGUUUGACGAUUUCUCAGAUUUCGUUUCCAAUGCAACGUGGGAAAGUGACAAAAAUAAUACACCAAUAAUAAAAGAAAACAAAUCUGAAGAAAAACCAAUAGUUUUAAAUAAACAAAAUGAUUCGUCCUUUAUAGAAACAAACUCUAAUUUAGAGGUCAAUGAUGAUGAAUUUGAAACAUUUCAAUCCGCACCGACUGUGCCUCAAAGUGUUAAUUCGAAACCUUUCGAAGAUAGUAGCCAAAUAACAUAUCAAGCAUCUUCUAGCAAAUCAAAUUUUGAUAACGCCUUUUCUGAUUUCGGUAAAAUUAAUCAAAACGAAAUAACAAAGCCACAUGAUGUGUUUGUUAAGAACGUCCCACAUUUUCCGACUGAAAAUUAUAAUAACAGCAUGUUAAACGUACGGGACAGUUUUGUCAAUAAUUCACCUAUACAUUCCGUGGAUACGCCGAAUAUUUUACAACCUGUACCGGCUACAAGCAGUUCACGAAACAAUACAGCUCAGAUUUUACAACCUCUAUCAUUGGAGAGUUACUCACAAAUCAAUUGGCCUAAUCCUGGAAUAGAUUUACAGGAUUUAUCACGAUUUAAUCCAGUGGAAACCGUUCCGUCUUUGAAAAGUGAUAUAAGUUCCAACAGUCAAAGUAAAGUUAAUUCACCAGCUCAUACCGAUAAGAACUCAGUUCGUAAUGAAGUGUUAGACGAUGAUAUUUGGGGGGAAUUCGUAUCCAGUAAGCCUAAACCAUCGACAAAGAAACCACCGAUCUUCGGCGACGAAGAAGAAUGGACGGAGUUUGUUUCUAGUACUAGUAUCAAACCUCAAAAUGGAUUAAAUACGAUAAGUUUAAACGUUCACACGAAUCUGAGCUUACAGAAAUCAUCGAAUUUGAAUAAAUUAAAUGUAAAAAACAAUCAAAUAUCUCUAGACAUUCCAACAUUAAAUUAUAUAACACCUAAAUCGAGUCGUAAGACUUACAAUGAUAAACAUUUCCAAAAUUUAUAACGCCAACAUAUACAUAAAAUCUUUAAAUAUGUACUUAAUUAGAAAUGUAAUAAGUAUUAUGUAAAUAGGGUGGUGGUUUUAGAUUGUAAUAUUUAUAUUGUUAUAUAAAAUGAAUCCAGGUAUAUAAUGUAUCAAUAUUUAUAAAACAUAGGAUAUUAUGUAAGGUAAAUAGCUCUAAUAGGAUUCAAGAUGCGAAUAUAAUAGAAAGAAAAUGUAGUUAUAGCAGAUGCGUUUUUGAAUUUAUAUGGAAUUCAACUUUUUACUGUUUUAUUAGCAUUUAAAUGUAGCAAAUUUAUAUUUUGU